Messenger RNA from Larimichthys crocea (large yellow croaker), 1052 nucleotides. It is a transcript of the gene ebpl, whose product is annotated as EBP like. NCBI's taxonomy places the organism in Eukaryota, Metazoa, Chordata, Actinopteri, Sciaenidae. Gene Ontology annotation, molecular function: cholestenol delta-isomerase activity. The transcript has 4 exons. The record is from RefSeq and is a predicted model, not a curated record. Gene Ontology annotation, cellular component: membrane; endoplasmic reticulum. Gene Ontology annotation, biological process: sterol metabolic process. Bases 187 to 813 code for a protein of 208 amino acids.
UGGGAGGGCUCGGGGUGGGGCUUAGAACCAACAUAACCAAUGGGAGGGCUCGGGGCAUGGCCUGACACGUCACUCCACAUUCACAACGUUUGUUUCAGAGUACCUCAACAGAGUAUUACCUGUACAUGAAGAAGUAUUGCAGCCUGCACAGUACUCCUUAUACUACUACCCCUCCUCUAACAGCAGAUGGACUUAGCAGCGCCACCUGGCCUGUCUCUGGUUUCUGUCUUGUCUCUGUUAGCAUGUAGCUUUCAGGUGUUUGCAGCCGCCCUGCUAACAUGCAGGUAUGGUGGGCGGAGCUCUGCAGAGGACAGGUGGAUUCUGCUGUGGCUCUUCUACGACGUCAUUGUCCACUUGACAUUGGAAGGACCAUUUGUCUACAUGUCUCUGGUUGGGUCAGUCGAGUUGUCUGAUGGUCCGCUGGCUGAACUCUGGAAGGAGUACAGCAAGGCCGACAGUCGUUGGUUGAUUUCUGAUCCGACUAUCGUCUCGAUUGAACUGAUGACUGUCGUCGUCGCCUCGCUACUCGCUCUGCUGCUAAUACACGCAGUACUGAAGGACAAAUACUACAGACACUUUCUGCAGAUCACUCUGAGCGUGUGCGAGCUGUACGGUGGCUGGAUGACCUUCUGUCCUGAUUGGCUGAUUGGCAGUCCUCAUCUGAACACGUCCAGCUGGCUCUACCUGUGGGUCUACCUGGUCUUUUUUAAUGGGAUCUGGGUCCUGGUGCCGGUCCUGCUGCUGGUUCAGUCCUGGUUCUGUCUGAGGAGACUGCACACACUCAGUCUGGAUGGUGACGUAAAGAGGAAGUAGACGAAGAUGGUGACGUUAUCGAUCAACUGGCCACCAAUCAAUCAACACCACAUGAUCACGUGAUCACAUGAUGGCUGCUGGUGUUGACAUUGAGAGAGACAUUGCACUAAACUUUGAUCAUCUGAAAACUUUAAUCAGUUUCAAACAUUUUCUCACGACUGUGUCACAAAGAAGUCAGGAUCAGUCAGAUGUCACGUCACCAUUUUUGUUGAAUUAAACACUCAGAGCUUCUUUAACUU